Molecule: messenger RNA, 1629 nt
Organism: Caenorhabditis bovis
Lineage: Eukaryota; Metazoa; Nematoda; Chromadorea; Rhabditida; Rhabditidae
Source: the annotation of a GenBank genome assembly
AUGAAUCCGGCAGCAUGUAAAAGGCAAAUGACUCAUUUGGCACGCAAAAUUCGACAUGUGCUCAUAUUGGGACGCGCGAGCCGAAUCGGCGAUUGGAUAUUUCACAUUUCCCUUAUAUUGUUCGCUUUUGUGUGCGGAGCUGCUUGGUACACGCGAACAAUUAAUAUGUGGGCGAUGAAAAACAUUGGAGAUACAUUCCUCCGCAAAGAAAUCAAUUCACGCCAAAUUAUUUUGGGCGCAUUUUGGAGGGUUGAACACGAGCAGAAUGUCGAUGGAAGAUACGCAGUCAUUCAUUUUCUCGGCGACGGACGAAUCGAACAUCCGCUUUAUUGUCUUUCGAUCCAGGCGAAUAAUAAAUAUUUAAUAACUCGGGCGAAUGUUCAACGGAUACACCGUGGAAAACGAGCAUCGUCGGAUAUUUGCUCAUGGGCGGGACAUAUUGCGGAGUGUGCGCUUGAUGUGCAUUCAUUCAAAGAAUUCAAAAUUAGCACAACUCCGAAUAUCGAAGACGCAAUGCUGAUUGCACCAGAAGCCCCAUUGAAAGAGAAGAAGCAUGAUAUGGUUGUGUGCAUGGCUCCAAUGUAUAUAUAUACGGAUUGGGAAAUAUUAAUAACUGGAAUUGAAAUUUGGUUGGCGAUGGGCGCCACGAAAAUCGUGGUACCGGUGCAAUCAGCUUCAGAAACAACAUACAAAAUACUGCAAGAAUACGAACGAAUGGGAAUUGUGAUAAUCCGACAUUGGCCGAAAUGGCCAGUCCUUUCCGACACAAAUCCGAAUGGACUUGUGUUGAGUCGCGGAAUCGAGGAAUCGCACGUUAACUGUCUGUUCUUCGUCAAACCAUGGGCCGAUAUCGCCGUCUUUUCCGAUAUUGAUGAUUUCUUGUUGCCACUUCAGCCCGACAAAUUCAAUAUUGGUGACAAUUUGCAAAUUUUGAGGAAUUUAUUUGCUGAGCAUCCACAAGCAGGAUCAUUAUUAUUCGAACACCGCGAUGUUCAAUUUGUGCCUCCGAAUCGACAAAAUGACCAAAGUCUUUCAAAAUUCAACUUUGAAUUUUUGAGAAACUCCAAAAAUAAAAUGAAUUGCAAUGUUUGGAGGAUGAAGACGAGAGUUGUUGUAAAUGCAAGCCGAGUUGAUAGUGUGAACAUGCACGAGGCGGGAAUCCAUCGAUUCGGAUACAUUCAGACGCGGGUUCCAUGCCGACAGGCUCAUUUUUACCAUUUACGGCAUUCUCAUAAUACAGUUCCUUCGCCGACUCCAAUCAAUAUGGGAGCAUUAUCCGAUUUGCUCAACAAACGAUGGAGUGAAAGACUUGAACAAUUCUCAGAAUUCAAAAACCAACUUGUGAAUAAGACAAACACGGAAUAUUUAGAAGAUUUCGAUCGAUGUAUGGGAGCAAUCAAUGAUGAGCAUUGGUCAAUGAAGGUUUCACGUUGUCUCACACCUCACGUGUGUUUCAGUCGAGUUCGUCGACAAGCUGACUGCGUCGCCGUCAGCGCCGAUUACGAGUUUUACAGAUCUGGUCGCGGGUAUUUCAUUAACGCAAUGAACACAACAAUUCAAAAAUCGGAAACUAAUUGCGAGUCACCUGUGCCAGUUUUCACAUCAGGAAAUCACUAUUUUGCGCCGUAA